Messenger RNA from Nerophis lumbriciformis (worm pipefish), 2156 nucleotides. RefSeq names its product lysine-rich nucleolar protein 1 (gene knop1). The record is from RefSeq and is a predicted model, not a curated record. Lineage: Eukaryota; Metazoa; Chordata; Actinopteri; Syngnathiformes; Syngnathidae.
UGUUGCUCCGCACGCUCAUCGCGUUGCUAACCGGAAGCUGAACAAUCUACUUCCUUGUUACGAAGGUCGACCUGUCUCCACGUGAAUUAACCAAAGUGUUCAAAACGGAUUCUGACGAGGACGUGAUAUUUGUACGUGAAAGUACUGCACCAGCAUCCAGGAAGAUCGCCAUUGAUCAGGUGAAGAGAUUUGCUCUCCAAAAAGACAUUGAUCAAGAAUCUCUACCUAAGCAGCAUUGUGAGAAAAACCCACGGAGUUCUUCUGUAAACACAUCAAACGACGAGAAAAUGAAGGUUGAGGACGAGGCCGAUGAGAAUCUUCAGAAGAAUAAGAAACACAAAAAAGAACAAACGUCACCUUGUAAAAUCAAAAACGCCACUGUUGACUACAAGAAAAAGAAUAAAGUAAAAAAAGAGAACUGGACAAUGGAAGCAGAGGAGUGUUUGGAUGGAGUGGGCGACUUGCAAGAGAAGAAGAAAAAAAAGAAAUCUGUCACUGACUCUUGGAAUCCGGAAAAUGGUUCUGAUGUUUUGGAUGGAAAUAAUGAAAAAAGGAACAAACAGAAGAUUAAAAAGAAAGAGACGGCUGACAAACAAAUGGGAACUACACCAGGACCAGUCAAAAAAGAGAAAACAAGUCCAGAGAAAAAGUUGAAGAAUAAAACUAAACAUGAAAAAGUUUUAGUAAAGGAAGAUGGCUUGGCAAAGAAAGACAAAAAUAAACGUAUUCAAACAGACGGUUCUGACAUUUCCGAUGACACAAAAGAUAUUAAAAAGAAAGAGUGGUUCCAACAUGAAGAGCCAAAGAGUGAGAAGAAGAACAAUAACAAGCUAAAAGAUAGGGCGACACAAAUGAAAAAUGAACAUGUAAAGAUGGAGGAAGAAGUAGAGAAGAUGCCUAAAAAAGUAAAAAAAGACAAAAAUAAACGUAUUCAAACAAACGGCUUUGAAAUGUCCGAUGAAAAAGAAGAUAUUAAAAAGAAAGAGUGGCUCCAACAAGAAGAGCCAAAGACUGAGAAAAAGAAAAAGAACAAGAAGGUAAAGGAUAAGGGGACACAAAUGAAACAUGAACAUGUAAAGAUGGAGGAGGAAGAAGAAAAGGUGUCCAAGAAAGAGAAAAAUAUGAUGGCAGGUGUGAUUGCAGAAGACCAAAUGAAACACAGGACAAAGAGGAAAAAAGACAAAGCAAAGAAGGAAAUAAUGACAAACGAAAAGAAGAAACAAGUCCAGUUAGCGGAGUGUGCAGUAGCAUCAGACACUCAGGAGGUGGAGGAGCUGAAGCAGAAUAAGAAGAAAAAGAAGAAAGCAGGCAAAGUAGAAGCUGAUGAUGCUGAUAAUGAAGAACCGGCAAAGAACAAGCAAGCUAAGAAAACUCCAAAGACAAAAGCAGAAAAAGGUAAAAGAAAAUAUUCUGGGGUCAGCACAGAAGAAGAAGAGACACAAUCUGCCAAAAAAAAGAAGAAAAAUAAAAAAGUAGAGGAAACCAUGUGUGAAGAAGGUGUAUACACGGAACUAAGCAAGAAAAGCAUAAAGAAGAACAAAAGGAUGAGCUCUGGUAAAAAAAAAAAGGCAAUUAAAGAAGAGGUGGAAGACCAGCUGUUUCAGGAUGCUCCUCAAGUAGAUGUGGUCUUCUUGUCAGCCAGGACUGGAAACGCAGAUGAGGUCACCAUCAAUCAGGAAAGACGACAGGCUUUACAGAUGGAGAUCGACAUGGCCUCACAGCCUGAACCAGCGGACCAGCCAUCAGGGUUUGGUCAGUGGGGCACCGCCCAGUUUGAAAGCUCCCAACAGCAGCAGAAGUUCCUCAGGUUGAUGGGAGGCUUAAAGAAGCCCCCUCCUGCCACUACCAGCACAGCCAAAACAAAUAUGGCACUCUGUAAGGACACGCAGGAGCAUUUACAGCGAGGACUGGUGCAAGAGUUUGAGCGUGCCCACUCGCGCAGAAUGGACCUUAACAGCAGAGGUGCAGGGCUUGGGUUUAGUGCACCGCUCAAUAAGAAAUUCAAUAUUGACAUUAGCGCACGUCGGUCAGUCCGCUUGGAUGACUGAGCGCUGCUGUGUAGGUCUUCUCAAUAUUGUUUUAACUUUGCAGUAUUUUAUGUAAAGCGACAAGCGGUAGAAAAUGGAUAGAUUGAAUAAACCUUGCUUGUAAAUAUA